Molecule: messenger RNA, 13044 nt
Organism: Talaromyces marneffei
Lineage: Eukaryota; Fungi; Ascomycota; Eurotiomycetes; Eurotiales; Trichocomaceae
Exons: 3
Coding region: 1-13044 (4347 amino acids)
Biological process (GO): microtubule-based movement
Cellular component (GO): dynein complex
Molecular function (GO): ATP hydrolysis activity; minus-end-directed microtubule motor activity; dynein light intermediate chain binding
Source: RefSeq, a predicted model, not a curated record
AUGGAGGUUGCUGCUCCAGGGGUCCCUACAAACGGCCUCGCCGUGGCGACGGCACCGGUGGCAGUAGCAGACCCAAAUGCGGUCGUACGAUAUCUCACAGAUGUCCUCCAAGUAACUCUGGGGGCCAGCAAGAGAGAUCUCGAGGCUACGGGGAGUCUGCUUUCGAAAGCGAAAUAUUCAGAGACCGUGCAGAAAUGUACGCGAUUCGCUUCGGAGUCGCAGGUAGCGUUGUAUGUGCAGCAGGACAUUUUUAGUGCGGAGGAGCCUAAUGGAACGGAGAAUGACGAAGUGGCAGAGACUCGGUACACCUACACUUUGGCCGCGGAGGUAUCCUUCCUUUCGACGACCGUCGCUUCCGUAGCCUUCAUCAAACGUCCAGGACCGAUCGAUCCCAGUCAACCCAUCGCUACUCAAAUUCAAGUCACAAACUUUCCAGGUCUGUCGACCCUUGCCAAUGCACAAGCCCAGCAGGGUGCUUCAAUCUCCGCAUUCGAAAUUCUACAUUCCCUCGUCCACCAUACCCUCGGUCCCUAUUUCGAAGCGUACACACGAGGCCAAGAAGCUACAAAUGGUAUCAAGCAGAGGACGGAGACGGAAGCAAAGACUGGCGUUCCUGGAGCCAAGAAGCGCAUUGCGGAGUUGGACCUUGCGUUCCUGCAUCUUCAGCAGAAUGUGGAGAUUCCAACUUUGAAUCUUCCUCUCCACGAGAUCGUUCAAGCUGCUCUUGACGAGGCUGAGACGCGCGGUGUCAAGCCAUCCGUCGAUCUGAUCCCACCCGCCGCCCUCGAAAACAGUACGGUGCUCAACAGUAUCCAGAACAAUGUCAAUGGUUGGAUCAAGUCUAUUCAAACCAUCACAAAGAUGUCGCGAGAUGCAGACAGUGGCUCCGCCAACCAAGAAAUUAAUUUCUGGCUUUCCAUGGAAACAGCUUUGGAAGGAAUUGAAAAACAGUUGCGUGGAGAUGGAGUACAACUUACCAUGGAAAUUCUUCGACAUGCGAAACGUUACCAGGCAACCUUGAGUUUUGUGGCAGAUACCGGUCUUCGUGAAGCGAUGGAUACGGUACAGAAAUACAAUCAGUUGAUGCGAGAUUUUCCCUUGGACGAACUGUUGUCUGCAACGACGCUGCAAAAAGUGCAGGAAUCGCUCGGCAUGAUUUUCAACCAUUUGAACAGAAAGCUCAAAAUUUCGCCGUACCCUAUCAAAAGAGCCUUAGCCCUAGUGGAGGCUAUUUCAGGCGACUUGGAUUCUCAGAUCCACGCUCUACUACAUGGUCGAACAAUCAUGCAUCUUGACUAUCGAGAGUUCCGCUCAUUAAUGAAGACUUGCGGUGCAAUUUGGCGAACCUGGGACGAGAAUGUCAAGGAGUUCACCAACGUUGGACGUGAGGCCUCGCGCCGACGAAAUGAAAAGUUCAUUCCAAUCAAGAUCGUCCCACGACAUAUGAAAACACAAGAACGCCUGAAGUACAUCAACACUUUCCGUGUCAAUCACGAACAACUCCAGCGGACAAUCGUCAAUGUGCUUGGUCCUAAAUCUGCGGUCAAUGCGAAUGGCACGGAUGGUGCGAUUAUCGUGGAAGAGAUUGGCGAUGUUGAUGCUGUGGAGGAGGUCGCCCAAGCAUACGCAGCUUUGAAAGAUGUAGAUGUGCUUGAUGUCUCCGAAGAAGGCACACAGCAGUGGAUUCAAGCCGAAAUCACCUACAAUGAACGGACAUCGCGUGUUGAGAACUCUAUUAUUGCUCGCCUGAGAGACCGCCUUGCAACUGCAAAGAAUGCUAAUGAGAUGUUUCGUGUGUUUUCCAAAUUCAACGCUCUCCUCGUGCGACCUAAGAUUCGUGGUGCUAUUGGCGAGUACCAAACUACGCUCAUCGACAACGUGAAACGGGACAUCAAUGCCUUGCAUGAACGUUUCAAGCAACAGUAUGGCCAUUCCGAAGCCCAUGCCAUGGCCCAAUUACGGGACCUGCCACCCGUGUCUGGUGCCAUCGUCUGGGCUCGACAGAUCGAACGUCAGCUCAAUGGCUACAUGCGAAAAGUCGAAGACGUGCUUGGUGAAGACUGGCACCUCCACUCCGAAGGUCAAAAGCUGCAAGCAGAGAGCAACUUGUUUCGCAAGAAGCUCGACACAAAGCCAGUUUUCGAGUCAUGGCUCCACGAUGUCCAGCGGAGACACAUUACCAUCUCGGGUCGCUUGUUCAACAUCAUCCGAAACAGGGCCGCUGGCAAUUCUUUCGAGCUGACGGUCAAUUUCGAUGCCCAGAUCAUUGCUCUUUUCAAGGAAGUGAGGAAUUUGAUUUGGCUCAACUUUCAAGUUCCUCACGCAGUGAGCAGCAUUUCCAAGGAGGCUAAGCGUGUUUAUCCCUACGCAAUCAGUCUCAUGGAAACGGUUCGCACACUGUUGCAGACGACUCGUACUAUCGCUACAAUGACCGAGGUUGCUAUUUUGUUGAGCGGUUAUCAGAACGAUGCACAGGCUAUGAUUACGAAAGGUAUUCCUCUACGAUGGGAGUCCUUUGUCCACUCGUAUGAGCUCCAUGUAAAACAGUCGACAUUAUCCAACGGCACUCUUGAUCCUUCCAUUGCAGGAAGGGGAGAGAGCAAGCACGUCCAGUUCGUUCGUGAAUUUGCUGUAUCCGCCUCAGUCCUACAGUCAAAGACUGCAACCCUAGCUUCUAUAAACGAAAGUAUCCAAAAGACCAUACUGGAGCUCAAGACUUGUCCCUACGAUGCCGCAGUAUUUCGCCAGCGAUUGGACUCAAUUCAAAUCUCCGUUGAUAAGUUGAAUCUUGAGAAUUACGUGAAUCUUGGGCAUUGGGUGUCAAAUCUCAAUUUGAAAAUCGAAUCUAUCCUGCGCGAGCGGUUGCACCGAGCAAUUCGAACCUGGAUUGCAUCUUUCAAAGAAUCCAAGGAAGAACAGUAUGCCAAACAGCUAUCAAUCCAGUCAACCCAUGAGAAGGCAGCAAAUGACACACCUGAAGCGGAGAUAUACCACAUUCAAUUCCCUCAACUUGUUCACGAGGUUUCUAUGCGAAAUCAAGUCUUGCACCUUGACCCUCCUCUACAAUAUGCCCGUGCUAGUUGGCUGUCUCAUUUCGGCCAAUGGCUUGGAGUUAUCUGUAAUUUGGAGAAGAUCAAGUCUUCCAGGUACCAAAUUUCUAUCGACGUAGAGAAAACACAAUUAUCUGAAACUUCGUUUGUGAACCUUCCACAACACUGCAUUGAGGAGUUGGCCGAAGUCUAUGGAGCUGUUGAAUCCCGCCUUUCAGAAAUUUCCGGCUAUGUGGACAAAUGGCUCCAAUUCCAGUCUCUUUGGGAUUUGCAAGCCGAUCAAGUGUAUGAUAUCUUGGGUGAUGAUUUGUCUCAGUGGCUUCAACUACUUCAAGAAAUUCGCAAAAGUCGUGCCACUUUCGACACUUCCGAAGUCAGCCGAUCGUUUGGUAACAUCACCAUCGACUACGAACAAGUCCAGACUAGAGUCAAUGCCAAGUACGACCAGUGGCAGCACGAAAUACUACAGAAGUUUGGUUCUAAACUUGGUGGUCAUAUGCGUGAGGUGCAUUCCGAGAUUGCUAGCGCACGCCGAGAUCUCGAAGGCCAGACUCUCGAAGCCUCCUCAACCGCACAUGCUGUGUCUUUUAUCACCAUUGUUCAGCAAUGUAAACGCAAGGCUAGGGUUUGGGAACCUCAAGUGGAUCUCUUCAGACAAGGCCAAACCACUCUAGCGCGUCAGCGAUAUCAAUUUCCCACGGAUUGGCUUCAUGUAGAGAAUGUCGAUGGAGAGUGGGCUGCUCUUAAUGAGUUGCUUACCAGAAAGAGCAAGAUCGUCCACGACCAGACCGAAGCUUUGCGGGCUAAGAUUACAGCCGAGGAUAAGGUCAUUGGCGACAAGAUUAAGGAAAUAAUCGUUCAAUGGAACGACGAAAAGCCUGUAUCCGGUACCAUCCCUCCAGAAGAGGCUUCUCGCACGCUCAGCUCAUUCCAAACUCGCUUGGAAGGUCUUCAAUCUGAAUUUGAGAUGGUCUCGAAGGCCAAGGAAGCCUUGGAUUUACCAGCUAGCGCCGAAUCAUCGUUGCCUGCAAUCUUGGAAGAGGUUCAAGAUUUCAUGUCAGUAUGGGCUGCUUUAUCGACAAUCUGGAAGAGUUUGAAUGAUCUCCGUGAUAUGCUUUGGACUAGUGUUCAGACCAGAAAGCUUCGCCAAUCAAUCGACAACCUCAUCAAGAUGACCAAAGAAAUGCCAAGUCGUAUGCGACAAUAUGCCGCUUUCGAACAUAUCCAGAAUGUCCUGCGUCAGCAUCUGAAAAUCAACCCGUUGCUGUCUGAUCUAAAGUCUGAAGCAAUCAAAGAGAGGCACUGGCAGAAGAUCUUCAAGGCCUUGAAGCCUGGCCAACGCUUUUCCCAGGUCACUCUAACCCUAGGAGAUGUUUGGGAUUUGAAGCCCGCAGCUAGUGAGACUGUGAUCCGUGAUAUCAUCACUCAGGCUCAAGGUGAAAUGGCAUUGGAAGAGUUCUUGAAAAUGGUUCGCGAGACUUGGCAGAAUUAUUCGCUCGAUCUCGUCAAUUACCAGAACAAGUGUCGAUUGAUUCGUGGUUUUGACGACUUGUUUGCAAAAUGCAGUGAAAACCUCAACUCUUUGCAAGCAAUGAGACAUUCUCCUUACUUCAAAGAAUUUGAAGAAGAGGCCUCGACAUGGGAAGACAAACUUAACAGGGUCCACGUCUUGUUCGACGUGUGGAUUGAUGUUCAGCGACAAUGGGUCUAUCUUGAAGGUGUCUUUACGGGCAAUGCGGACAUUAAACAUCUCCUUCCUCUGGAAUCAGCGCGUUUCCAGAACAUCAAUUCCGAGUUCUUUGCUGUGAUGAAGAAGGUCUACAAAUCACCUUUUGUUCUUGAUGUUCUUGCAAUCAACGGUGUCCAAAAGUCUCUGGAAAGACUUGCGGAGUUACUCAAUAAGAUUCAAAAAGCUCUUGGUGAAUACCUUGAGCGCGAGCGUGUAUCUUUCCCUCGUUUCUACUUUGUUGGUGACGAGGAUCUUUUAGAAAUCAUUGGUAACAGCAAUGACACACUCCGGGUUGCCAAGCACUUCAAGAAGAUGUUUGCUGGUCUCUCUGGCCUUUUGAUGGAUGAUGAUAACAACAUUGUUGGUUUCACGUCCAAGGAAGGCGAAGAGGUCAGACUCAAACGCGAGGUCAAUCUCAUCAAGACUCCGCGAAUCAACGAUUGGCUCUCAGCCUUGGACAAUAAUAUGAAACUGACACUAGCCGAAUUACUCGCCGAAGCAGUCGAGCAAUUUGAGACCAUCUACCACACAAGCGAAGUUGACCAAACGGCUUUCAGCGACUAUCUCGCAAACUAUCCCGCCCAAAUCGUCGUGCUUGCCAGCCAGGUCGUGUGGACCAGCGCUGUUCAAAAGAGUUUGGAGAACGGUGGUGGUGAUCUCCAGAGUCUUUUCGAUGCUGAAGUGCGCAUUCUAGAAUUGCUUGCUGCUACUGUCCUCGGAGAACUUGAUGGAAUUACGAGAAAGAAGUGCGAACAUAUGAUCACCGAGUUUGUGCAUCAGCGUGAUUGUAUUGCAAAACUCAUGAAGUUUAAUGCAUCGACACCUACCCAUUACCUCUGGCUUCUACAAAUGCGCUACGUUUACAAGGACGAAGGCGAUUUCCUGCAGCGUCUCUACGUGCACAUGGCUAAUGCUAAGUUGGACUACGGUUUUGAAUACUUGGGUGUUCCGGAACGACUCGUCCGCACUCCAUUGACAGACCGUUGUUUCCUUACUUUGACACAGGCUCUCUGCCAAAGAUUGGGAGGUUCUCCCUAUGGACCGGCUGGUACGGGUAAGACGGAAUCUGUCAAAGCUCUUGGUCUCCAGCUCGGUCGAUUCACUUUGGUCUUUUGUUGUGAUGACACUUUUGACUUCCAGGCAAUGGGCCGUAUUUUCUUGGGUAUUUGUCAAGUUGGUGCUUGGGGUUGUUUUGAUGAAUUCAACCGUCUGGAAGAACGUAUUCUCUCUGCUGUUUCUCAGCAAAUUCAAAAUAUUCAGAUCGGAUUGCGCAAGGGUACCGAUGAUGACAAGGCCCAAAUCGAGCUUAUUGGCCGCCGUCUGCACGUCAACCAGAAUACUGGUAUUUUCAUCACAAUGAAUCCUGGAUAUGCUGGUCGUUCGAACCUUCCCGACAACUUGAAGAAGCUUUUCCGAAGUGUGGCAAUGUCCAAACCAGACAAGGAACUUAUUGCCGAAGUCAUGCUGUUCUCUCAAGGUUUCAAGCAAGCCAAGCCUUUGUCUAAGCAAACCGUUCCCUUCUUCGAUCAUUGUGCAAGUAGACUCACGAAACAGGCUCACUAUGAUUUUGGUCUGCGAGCUUUGAAGAGUGUAUUGGUUAGCUCUGGAGGCUUGAAACGUGCACGUCUCGCCAACUCCGAGGGAGAUCUGGGCCCUGAUGAGAUUAUCGAGCCUCAGAUCAUCGUACAAAGUCUUCGUGAGACCAUUGCUCCUAAGUUGAUCCGACAAGACGUGGAGACUAUGCUUGAUAUUCAGAUGGAAGAUUUCCCUGGCGUUGAGUAUGUGCCUGCCAACUACGAACAACUCACCCAAGCCAUCCGUGAUAUCGCCAAAGAAAAUCACUUCGUUGCUACUGAUACAUGGAUCACUAAGACAUUGCAACUUUAUCAGAUUCAGAGUAUCCACCAUGGUGUGAUGAUGGUUGGACGAUCUGGUUCUGGUAAAUCUGCCUCUUGGAAAGUGUUGCUUCAAGCCUUGCAACGUGUAGAAGGCGUCGAAGGUGUCUGCCACGUCAUUGAUUCCAAGGUCAUGUCGAAAGAAGCUCUAUACGGUAACCUCGAUAGCACAACCCGAGAAUGGACGGACGGUUUGUUCACUGGUAUACUGAGAAAGGUUGUUGAUAAUCUGCGUGGUGAAGACUCGAAACGACACUGGAUUGUGUUUGACGGUGAUGUUGACCCCGAAUGGGUUGAGAACUUGAACAGUGUGUUGGAUGACAACAAGCUUCUGACAUUACCCAAUGGUGAACGUCUAAACUUGCCACCCAAUGUUCGUAUCAUGUUUGAAGUUGAGACUCUGAAGUACGCUACUCUGGCUACUGUCAGUCGAUGUGGUAUGGUCUGGUUCAGCGAUGAUACCGUAACCCCGGAGAUGAUGAUCACAAACUACAUCGAGUCGUUGAAAACCAAGGUGUUCGAAGACUUGGACGAUGACUCGGUUCCUGCAGGUCAAGCAUCGGCCAAGACUCAAGCCGCUCAGGAUAUGGUUUCGGAUUUCCUCAAACAAUUCAUGCAAGGUGACGAUCUCAUUUACAAAGCGCUCGAAGAGGCUCGUGGAUACAACCACAUUAUGGAGUACACAACUAUCCGUGCCUUGAACACAUUGUUCAGUUUGCUUAACAAAGCUUGCCGUAAUGUGCUUGAGUACAACAUUCAGCACAUUGACUUCCCCCUUGACCCCGAGCAAGUCGAAUCAUACAUUUCCAAGAAGUUGCUUCUUGCACUUAUCUGGUCACUGACUGGUGACUGUCCUCUCAAUGACCGCAAGCGCUUCGGGGAGUACUUGGCCGCUUCUACAACUAUCGACUCACCUUUGCUUAGCGAUUCAUCUUCUCUUAUUGACUACGACGUGUCAUUGCCAAAGGUAGAAUGGAUCACUUGGCAGUCCCAAGUGCCUUCAGUCGAAAUCAACACCCAUUCCAUCACGCAGACAGAUGUCAUCAUUCCAACUCUGGAUACCGUUCGUCACGAAGAUGUGCUUUACUCAUGGCUCGCUGAGCACAAGCCUCUCCUUCUCUGUGGUCCUCCUGGAUCUGGUAAAACCAUGACUCUGUUUUCUGCUUUGCGAAAGCUACCCAACAUGGAGGUCGUUGGUCUCAACUUUUCCAGUGCAACCACCCCAGACCUUUUGAUCAAGACCUUUGAGCAGUACUGCGAGUACAAGAAGACCUUGAAUGGCGUGGUGAUGUCACCUAACCAGAUCGGACGUUGGCUGGUCGUUUUCUGCGAUGAAAUCAACUUGCCUGCUCCUGAUCGUUACGGCACGCAGCGUGCAAUCUCAUUCUUGCGUCAACUUGUGGAGCAAAACGGUUUCUGGAGAACUUCUGACAAGACAUGGGUUACCCUGGACCGCAUUCAGUUUGUUGGUGCUUGUAACCCUCCCACCGAUGCUGGACGUACCCCAAUGGGAGAACGAUUCUUGCGUCACGCCCCGUUGAUGAUGGUCGACUAUCCCGGUGAGCUCUCAUUGACUCAGAUCUAUGGUACUUUCAACUCCGCUAUUCUGAAAAUCAUUCCCACUUUGCGUGGAUACUCGGAGGCUCUCACGAAAGCAAUGGUUCAGUUCUAUCUGGAGUCACAAGCACGAUUUACACCAAAGAUUCAGCCACAUUAUGUCUAUUCUCCUCGUGAACUUACAAGAUGGGUACGUGGUGUCUACGAAGCCAUUAAGCCCCUGGAGAAUCUUUCCGUUGAAGGCCUUGUACGAAUCUGGGCCCACGAGGCUCUCCGCCUAUUCCAAGAUCGUCUCGUUGCUGAAGACGAGCGCAAAUGGACUGAUGAAUCCGUACGACGCAUUGCUCUGGAGCAUUUCCCAACUAUUGAUGAGGAACAGGCAUUGAAGGGACCUAUCCUAUUCUCCAACUGGUUGUCAAAGAACUAUGUGCCGGUUGAGCAAGAGCAACUCAGAGACUUCGUCAAGGCUCGUCUUAAGACGUUCUGCGAGGAAGAGGUUGAUGUUCCGUUGGUUCUUUUCAACGACGUUCUUGAACAUGCUUUGCGUAUUGAUCGUGUUUUCCGACAGCCCCAAGGCCAUUUGAUUCUCAUCGGUGUUAGUGGAAGUGGAAAGACCACUCUAUCAAGAUUCGUUGCGUGGAUGAAUGGUCUGAAAAUCUUCCAAAUCAAGGUCCAUGGCAAAUAUUCUUCGGAAGACUUUGAUGAGGACCUAAGAACCGUCCUCCGACGAGCUGGAUGCAAGGGUGAAAAGAUCUGUUUCAUCAUGGACGAAUCGAACGUGCUUGACUCUGGUUUCUUGGAGCGCAUGAACACAUUGCUUGCUAACGCCGAAGUACCAGGUCUCUUUGAGGGUGAUGAGUUUGCGUCUUUGAUGACAGCUUGUAAAGAAGGCGCACAGCGUCAAGGUCUCCUUCUCGAUUCUCAAGAAGAGCUUUACAAGUGGUUCACCCAACAGAUUGUCAAAAAUCUUCAUGUUGUGUUUACGAUGAAUCCUCCUGAAGACGGAUUAUCUUCCAAGGCCGCAACCAGUCCUGCUUUGUUCAAUCGUUGUGUGCUCAACUGGAUGGGUGAUUGGUCUGAUCAGGCUCUGUUCCAGGUUGGUUCAGAGCUCACGCAGUCUGUCGAUCUCGACAAACCCAACUUCACUGCUCCCGAUAGUAUUCCUGUGGCUUAUCGCGACCUGAACCUUCCUGCCUCUCACCGCGAAACUAUUAUCAACUCGAUGGUCUAUAUUCAUUACUCUCUGCAAAAGUUCAACCAGCGUCUACAGAAACAACAGGGCAGAACAACAUACCUUACGCCACGACAUUACCUUGAUUUCGUUGCUCAGUAUGUCAAACUGUUCAAUGAAAAGCGAGAGGAUCUGGAAGAACAGCAACGACACUUGAAUGUUGGUCUGGAGAAACUCAGAGAUACUGUCGACAAGGUUCGCGACCUUCGUGUCAGCCUUGCCGAGAAGAAGACACAACUGGAGGCGAAAGAUGCAGAAGCCAAUGAGAAGCUGCAGCGAAUGGUUGCUGACCAGCGAGAAGCUGAACAGAGAAAGACGGCAUCUCUUGAAAUUCAAGUUGCUCUGGAGAUACAAGAGAAGGAAGUCGCCGAGCGAAAGGAUGUUGUGUUGAACGAUUUGGCCCGAGCAGAGCCUGCCGUUCUGGAGGCCCAGAAGAGUGUCAGUAGCAUCAAGCGUCAACAUCUUACAGAAGUCCGAUCUAUGGGUAACCCUCCCGCAAGCGUUCGUCUUGCUCUAGAGGCUGUCUGUACCUUGCUUGGUCACAAGGUCGACAGCUGGAAGACCAUCCAGGGUAUUAUUCGUAAAGACGACUUCAUUGCCAGCAUUGUGAAUUAUGACAACGAGCGCCAGAUGACCCGCAAUCACCGGGUGAAGAUGAAGAAUGAGUUCUUGUCUAAGGAUGACUUUACCUACGAGCGAGUCAACCACGCCAGUAAAGCUUGUGGUCCUCUAGUACAAUGGGUCGAAGCGCAGGUCAACUAUUCCGAAAUCCUAGACAGGGUCGGUCCCCUCCGUGAAGAAGUGGACCAACUUGAGGAACAAGCACUUCAGACCAAGGCAGAAGCGCAAGCUAUUGAAAAUACUAUCCAAAGCCUUGAAAGCAGUAUUGCCACUUACAAGACAGAAUAUGCAGCCCUGAUCAGCGAAACGCAAGCUAUCAAGACUGAAAUGAGCCGUGUGCAAUUCAAGGUUGAUCGCAGUGUGCGACUUUUGGACAGUUUGGCUUCGGAGCGAGAGCGAUGGGAAGAGGGAAGCAAAUCGUUCGAGACCCAAAUCAGUACCCUUGUUGGUGACGUGCUUAUCGCUGCUGCUUUCCUCGCGUACGCUGGUCUGUAUGACCAACAAUUCCGUAAAGCGAUGGUGGAAGAUUGGGUCCAUCAAUUGGCACAGUCAGGAAUCACAUUCAAGCCGCACAACCCUGUCACCGAGUACCUUUCGAAUGCGGACGAACGUCUGGCCUGGCAGAGCAAUUCAUUGCCUGUUGAUGAUCUAUGCACUGAGAACGCUAUCAUUCUUAAGCGCUUCAACCGUUAUCCAUUAAUCAUCGACCCCUCGGGCCGUAUUACGGAAUUCUUGCAAAAGGAGAGCAAAGAGAGGAAACUUACAGUUACCAGUUUCUUGGACGAUUCAUUUGUUAAGCAGCUCGAGAGUGCCUUGCGUUUCGGAAACCCGAUCCUUAUCCAGGACGCAGAGCAUUUAGAUCCUAUCCUCAACCACGUUCUCAACAAGGAGUACCAAAAGACUGGAGGACGUGUCUUGAUUCAACUAGGCAAGCAGGAGAUCGAUUUCUCGCCUUCAUUCAAGCUAUUCUUGUCUACACGCGAUCCGUCUGCUACCUUCCCACCUGAUAUUUGCAGUCGAACCACAUUUGUCAAUUUCACGGUCACCCAAAGCAGUUUGCAGACACAGUCACUCAACGAUGUGUUGAAGGUGGAGCGUCCUGAUGUUGAUGAGCGACGUACGAAUCUCAUCAAGUUGCAAGGAGAGUUCAAGAUCCAUCUACGCCAACUGGAGAAACGUUUGCUGCAGGCCCUUAACGAGUCACGGGGUAAUAUUCUUGACGAUGACAACGUUAUCGAGACAUUGGAGACUCUUAAGAAGGAAGCCGCCGAGAUUACCAAGAAGAUGUCAGAGACAGAAGGUGUCAUGACAGAGGUCGACAAUAUCACUCUCCAGUACAACAUUAUUGCUCGAUCAUGCAGUGCUGUGUUUGCUGUUUUGGAGCAGCUUCAUCAUAUCAACCAUUUCUACCAAUUCUCGCUACAGUAUUUCGUGGACAUUUUCAACUCUGUUCUGCAUGGAAACAAGAAGCUUAUCAACGAGAAGGAACACGCUGCAAGAGUCCAAAUCAUUCUAAAGGACCUCUUUGUCACGGCUUAUCAGCGUACGAGUCUUGGAUUGCUACAAAAGGAUCGUAUUACGUUGGCUAUUUUGCUUGCUCAAGCUACCCCUUUCACCAUGGAUAGAAGUAUCAUCGACACUAUUCUCGAUGAGAGUGUGGAAGGAAUGGACUUGUCGACUACUUCAGAUCUCCGUGAGCAGACGAUGGCCAGGCUAUCUAAUAUGUCCUUAUUCAAAUCUCACAUUGCCAACAUUUCCGAAGAAGCCUGGACUACUUUCUUUACGGAGGAAUUGGCAGAGAACUUUGUGCCUACGGUAUGGGAUGAGAAUACGGACCCUCUUGAUCAACAACUUCGUUCUCUCCUACUUGUCAAGCUCUGUCGUAUGGACCGGUUCGUUCCUGUUGCAGAACGUUUUGUCGUAGCAGUCUUUGGCCGUGAAAUGUACGAAGAUAGCGGUGAUCUCAAGGACGUUGUUGAACAAGUUACAGCGACCACACCUGUGGCGCUCAGCUCCAGCCCCGGUUUCGAUGCGAGUUACAAAGUUGACGGAUUGGUGGAGCGAAUGCAUGCGACAUGCACGAACAUUGCCAUGGGCUCAAACGAAGGCCUCGAAAGCGCCGACAAAGCUAUCAGCAAUGCUGCUUCUGCGGGUACUUGGGUGUUGGUCAAAAACGUGCAUCUCGCGCCAGCCUGGUUGCAGAGUUUGGAGAAACGACUCGAGUCCCUCAAGCCUCACAAGGAUUUCCGACUUUUCUUGUCGAUGGAGACUAGUCUUAAGAUUCCUGUCAAUCUUCUCCGAGCAUCACGUGUGCUCAUGUUUGAGCAGCCGGCUGGUGUGCGCGCCAAUAUGAAAGACUCGCUCUCCUCUCUUUCGCUACGUGCUACGAAGGCUCCUGUGGAGAAAGCGCGAGUAUACUUGUUGCUUUCGUUCUUGCACGCUGUUGUCCAAGAACGUCUUCGCUACGCUCCUAAUCUUGGUUGGAAGGGUUUCUGGGAAUUUAAUGAUAGUGAUUAUGAAUGUUCUGCAUUUAUCAUCGACUCCUGGAUCGACUCGGUGGCCCAAGGACGGUCGAAUGUUGCACCUCAAAAACUGCCCUGGGACAUGAUUCGGACUCUCGUUACCGAAACAUAUGGUGGCAAAAUCGACGAUAGUGGAGAUUUCAUGCAACUGGAGAAACUUGUCAACAACUUCUUGACCCCCGCAGCAUUCGAGGAAGAACACAAACUAGUUUCUGGGGUUGAAAACGACGAAUGUUUAGCGCUACCGGGCACGACCAGCAUGCGUGACUUUACCGAAUGGGUUAACCGUCUGCCGGAGCGCGAGCCGCCCACGUACUUGGGUCUGCCCGCCAACGCUGAGAAGUUGCUGUUGGUCGGCCAUGGUAAAGCCAUGAUUUCGGACCUGUCGCGGGUGACUACGUUGUUGGAUGAGGGCGAGCAGUUGAUGGUGGAAGCUUAG